Molecule: messenger RNA, 3128 nt
Organism: Cornus florida
Lineage: Eukaryota; Viridiplantae; Streptophyta; Magnoliopsida; Cornales; Cornaceae
Product: protein SCARECROW
Exons: 2
Coding region: 460-2826 (788 amino acids)
Biological process (GO): regulation of DNA-templated transcription; bundle sheath cell fate specification; maintenance of protein location in nucleus
Cellular component (GO): nucleus
Molecular function (GO): sequence-specific DNA binding; DNA-binding transcription factor activity
Source: RefSeq, a predicted model, not a curated record
GAUCUGUGUUCUGGAUAUCGCUGGUAGAGGAAUAGGAUCAUCGUAAUGCUCGUUGGAAAAGCCUCACCGAACGCGUCAAACACCCCAAGACAACACCCUCACAAAUUAAUAGGCACCUCCAGUUAACAAAACGCCCAUCACUUCCCUCUCUUUACCUUCACAACAAAUCACUACACUACCAAAUCAUCAAACACUCUCACUGCAGCAACAACAACAACAACAACAACAACAACAACUUCCCUCUCUCACUGCUUCUCUGCUAGUUAUAUCAUCAGACAGUUGGGUUAGACACACAGAGAAAAAGAAUCCCAAUGCGCCUGUCCCAAUCCUCACACCAUUUUCCUUUUGGAUUCUCUCUCCUCAACUAAUUUAACCCAUUUCUCUCUCUCUCUCUCUACAUUCCUCCACCCCCAAUGAAGAACACCAAAUGUUGCAGUCUCUUUUCCCUUCAACUCUCCCAUGGACGGAAACAGCAACGACGAGGUUAGAAGUGAGAGUGCUAGCCAUGACAUCUACAACGCGAACAAGAGUCCAUUAAAAAGCGUGACUAGUAGCAGCACCACCGGAGACCAAUCCCAAUCCGACAAGAUCAAGAUGGUGAGGAAAAGGGCAGCUUCUGAGAUGCAACUCCAAAGUGGUGGCGACCCUUUUUACAACCGUAGAACAGCACCAUCCAAAACCAACAACAACUCUUUGGUUUGCUCUUACCUGGGCCUCCCACCACCCAGUAUUAGUCAUAAUAUUGACUCUGCAAAUGUUCAUAAAGCACAUUCAACAAACCACGUCACCAACAACCACUCCACUAUCACUCUCCCACCACCUUCCUGCAUAAACCCAAUUAGUGUGACAUCAACCUCAGCCCAAAUGGACUCUCUCUCUCCUCAUCUUCAUCAAGCAACUCCUCAAACCCAGUCCUCUCCUGCUCUCUGUGUUUUCUCCGGCUUGCCCUUGUUUCCCCCUUCCGAGAGAACCCGAAACCAACCCGCUCCACAACUACCCGCUCCCACAUCUGUUGCUUCUCCAUCUUCCUUUUCUUUUACUUCUGGUGCUAACUCUUCAAUGGAGGAGACUGCGGCGGCGACCGCGUGGAUCGAUGGUAUCAUAAAAGAUCUGAUCCACAGCUCCACCCAUGUUUCCAUUCCUCAGCUUAUCCAAAACGUGAGGGACAUCAUCCACCCUUGCAACCCUAAUCUAGCCGCCCUUCUCGAGUACAGGCUCCGGUCCUUAACGGAUCCGUCCCCCAAUUAUCCAGACAGACGAAGGGAGGUACCUCCUGCAGGGUUACAUCAGCACCAGCAAGCACAGGUGCAAGGGUCUUCCGGACUUAAACUCUUUGUAGAGUCGGGUUUAAGCAACUUAGCUUACACAAUUCCGGAUUACAAUGUUAGCCCCCAGUUCUCGAAUUGGGGCCUAACAUUGCCCACCACAACCACCACCGCCUCAGCCACGGGAAACACCCAUCAAUUACACACCAAUCCCACUUGUGCAUCCUCGGUUCCGCCCGAGCUGUCACUAAAUCAAGUGCAGCAACAGGCUUCGGAACCUCGGCCUCAGAUACAGCAACAACAGCAGCAGCAACAACAACAAUCUAAUCAAUCUCCACCCGUUGAGGUAGCUACCGAAACAACAGAAACAUCGGCAAAAGCAGCAUUGAUUAGAGACAAGAAAGAAGAAAUUCGUCAGCAAAAGAUCGACGAAGGACUUCACCUACUGACAUUAUUGUUGCAGUGUGCGGAGGCCGUGGCAGCAGACAACUUUGAGGAGGCAAACAGCAUGCUACUCGAGAUAUCCGAGCUGUCAACGCCAUUUGGGACAUCAGUGCAGCGUGUGGCUGCAUAUUUCUCCGAAGCCAUGUCCGCAAGACUGGUGGGCUCGUGCUUGGGCAUCUACGCGGCGCUUCCCACAGUGCCGCACGCUCAGAAGGUGGCCUCGGCCUUUCAGGUGUUCAAUGGGAUCAGUCCUUUUGUGAAGUUUUCACAUUUCACGGCCAAUCAGGCAAUUCAGGAGGCGUUUGAGAGGGAGGAGAGAGUGCACAUCAUAGACCUUGAUAUUAUGCAAGGCCUGCAGUGGCCGGGCCUAUUCCACAUUCUGGCGUCGCGGCCUGGUGGGCCGCCACUCGUGCGGCUCACCGGGUUGGGCACGUCCAUGGAAGCAUUGGAGGCAACAGGGAAGCGUUUGUCUGAUUUCGCGGAGAAAUUGGGGCUUCCGUUUGAGUUUAUUCCGGUGGCGGAGAAGGUUGGGAAUUUGGAUCCGGAGAGACUGAAUGUGAGCAAGAGGGAGGCUGUUGCAGUGCAUUGGUUGCAGCAUUCGCUUUACGACGUCACCGGAUCCGACACCAAUACUUUGUGGCUCUUGCAGAGAUUGGCACCAAAAGUGGUAACCGUGGUAGAGCAGGACCUGAGCCAUGCAGAUUCGUUCUUGGGAAGGUUUGUGGAGGCCAUACACUACUACUCAGCACUGUUUGAUUCAUUAGGAGCGAGCUAUGGGGAGGAGAGCGAGGAGAGGCAUGUGGUGGAGCAGCAGCUGCUGUCGAGGGAGAUCCGGAACGUGCUGGCAGUGGGAGGACCUUCCAGAACUGGUGAGGUGAAGUUCAACAACUGGAGGGAGAAGCUGCAGCAGUCUGGCUUCAAGGGUGUGUCUUUGGCAGGCAAUGCCGCGGCUCAGGCCACCCUCCUUCUCGGGAUGUUCCCCUCCGAUGGGUACACUCUUGUGGAGGACAAUGGCACUCUCAGGCUUGGUUGGAAGGACCUGUGCUUGCUCACUGCCUCCGCCUGGAGGCCGUUCCACACCACCACCACCCACCACUUCCCACACUCUGUGAACUAGUUGAUGCUGCUUCAAUGAUGCACCAUUCCACUUGGGGAUUGGCUUCUUUUGUUGGCAGUUAUAUGGAGAUGUGGAAUGAGCUUUCAAGUUUCUUGUUUACAGAUAAAUUUUCCUUGGAGAAUGAUACUUAGACCUAAAAUUCUAAAUGACCAUUUAUAUCCUUUGAACGAAGUGAAUAUUAGAAUUUUAGGCCUAGAAUCAUUAUCCAUUUUCAUUGGGUUCUUAGCUAGCCUGGACUGCAAAGCUCGAUGGGAAUUUGGUUGAUAUAUAUAGUAAAGGCAUGUUUGGAUGUCCCACUAAAA